UAUACAAAACCUGCACACUUUUGUAAUGUUUCUGGGUACUGGAAAGCAUAUAUAUAUAUAUAGAGGUCUUAUUUCCACAUGAAUAUCAACAUACAAUUGUUCGAAAAUGUGGAGGCUAAAGAUAGCAGAGGGAGUUUCAAAUGAUGAUCCUUAUUUGUUCAGUAGAAACAACUUUGUGGGGAGGCAGACAUGGUGUUUUGAUCCUGAUUAUGGAACCCCUGAAGAAAAAGCAGAGGUCGAAGAAGCUCGAAACCACUUCUGGAACAACCGCCAUCAGGUUAAGCCCAGCGGUGAUCACCUCUACCGAAUGCAGUUCUUAAAGGAAAAGAAUUUCAAACAAACAAUACCACAAGUGAAGGUUGAGGAUGGGGAAGAAAUCAGCUAUGAGACGGCCACAAUCACAUUGAAAAGAGCUGUCACCUUCUUUGCGGCCUUGCAGGCUGAUGAUGGUCAUUGGCCUGCAGAAAAUGCUGGCCCCCUAUUUUUCCUUCCACCCCUGGUGAUGUGUUUGUAUAUAACAGGGCAUCUGAAUACUGUAUUCCCUUCUGAACAUCGGAAAGAAAUCUUGCGGUACAUUUACUGUCACCAGAAUGAAGAUGGUGGAUGGGGAUUACAUAUUGAAGGCCACAGCACAAUGUUCUGUACAGUUCUCAGCUACAUCUGCAUGCGUAUUCUUGGAGAAGGACCAGGUGGUGGUAAAAAUAAUGCAUGUGCAAGAGCACGAAAAUGGAUCCUUGAUCAUGGUAGUGCAACAGCAAUACCCUCCUGGGGCAAGACAUGGCUUUCGAUACUUGGUGUAUUUGAAUGGAUAGGCACUAACCCAAUGCCUCCCGAGUUUUGGAUCCUUCCAUCUUUUCUUCCGAUGCAUCCAGCAAAAAUGUGGUGCUAUUGUCGGAUGGUUUACAUGCCUAUGUCAUAUCUCUACGGAAAGAGGUUUGUUGGUCCAAUUACUCCUCUCAUUUUACAACUAAGAGAGGAACUUUAUGCAGAAUCAUAUGACAAUAUAAACUGGAAAAAAGAGCGGCAUAAUUGUGCAAAGGAAGACCUCUACUAUCCUCAUCCAUUGAUACAAGAUCUCAUGUGGGAUAGUCUUUACAUAUUUACAGAGCCUUUCUUGACUCGUUGGCCAUUUAAUAAGUUAAGAGAAAAAGCUCUUCAAACAACUAUGAGACAUAUCCAUUAUGAAGAUGAGAACAGUAGAUAUAUUACCAUUGGAUGUGUGGAAAAGGUUUUGUGUAUGCUUGCUUGUUGGGUUGAGGAUCCAAAUGGAGAUUAUUUUAAGAAACAUCUUGCAAGAAUCCCAGAUUAUAUAUGGGUUGCUGAAGAUGGAAUGAAGAUGCAGAGUUUCGGCAGUCAGGAAUGGGACACUGGUUUUGCCGUACAAGCUUUAUUAGCAAGUGAUCUUACUGAAGAUAUUCAUUCGACUCUUAUGAAGGGACAUGAUUUUAUUAAGAAAUCCCAGGUCACAGAGAAUCCUUCUGGGGACUUUAAAAACAUGCACCGCCAUAUCUCUAAAGGAUCCUGGACCUUUUCAGAUCAAGAUCAUGGCUGGCAAGUUUCAGAUUGUACUGCUGAAGCAUUAAAGUGUUGCCUACUUUUUUCAAGAAUGCCUACACAUAUUGUUGGUAGUAAAAUGGAAGAUAGCCGAUUGUUCGAUGCUGUCAAUGUACUGCUUUCUCUGCAGAGUAAAAAUGGUGGUCUAGCUGCAUGGGAGCCUGCAGGAUCAUCAGAAUGGUUGGAGCUGCUCAAUCCGACAGAAUUCUUUGCAGACAUUGUCAUAGAACAUGAGUAUGUUGAAUGCACUGCAUCUGCAAUUCAAGCAAUGGUAUUGUUUCUUAAAUUAUAUCCUGGGCAUAGGAAGAAAGAAAUAGAAAUCGCUAUUUCAAAUGCUGUUCGCUACCUGGAAGGCAUACAAAUGUCAGACGGUUCAUGGUAUGGAAAUUGGGGAGUGUGUUUUACAUAUGGCACUUGGUUUGCUAUUGGUGGUUUAACUGCAUCUGGAAAGACGUACGACAACUGUCAGAGCAUUCGUAAAGGUGUUGAUUUUCUUUUAAAGUCACAGCGCAGUGAUGGUGGCUGGGGGGAAAGCUACCUUUCCUGCCCAACAAAGAGAUACAUACCUUUAGAAGGAAGUCGUUCAAAUUUGGUACACACUGCAUGGGCAACCAUGGGCCUGAUUAACUCUGGCCAGGCGAAGAGAGAUCCAACACCUCUUCAUCGUGCAGCAAAAUUGCUGAUCAAUUCUCAAUUGCAGAGUGGUGAUUUUCCACAACAGGAGAUCACUGGAGUGUUCAUGAAAAACUGCAUGCUGCACUAUGCAGCCUACAGAAAUAUCUACCCUCUGUGGGCUAUAGCAGAAUACCGUAAGAACGUGCAAUUACCAUCCACAAGUGUGGAAGUGCUUGCAUGAUGCCUCAGAAAUGGAUUCUAAAUCGAUACCUACAUCGUACAUAAAGGAUCCUAAAGAAAUGGGAAUGCUUGUUUCUCAGAUCAUUUGGAGUCGAUGUCACUGCAAAUAAGUUCUGUUCUCACCAGCCUGCAUAGUACAUGUAUAUAUUACUUCAUGUUUAGCCUUCUUCCCGUGGCAUGUAUCAAUAAAGGUCGUUUGUAUGAAAAUGUGAUUAGUAUUGAAGAAAUAACAAAGAGUUUACUA
Molecule: messenger RNA, 2653 nt
Organism: Daucus carota subsp. sativus
Lineage: Eukaryota; Viridiplantae; Streptophyta; Magnoliopsida; Apiales; Apiaceae
Product: beta-amyrin synthase 2
Exons: 18
Coding region: 107-2410 (767 amino acids)
Biological process (GO): triterpenoid biosynthetic process
Cellular component (GO): lipid droplet
Molecular function (GO): beta-amyrin synthase activity
Source: RefSeq, a predicted model, not a curated record